Molecule: messenger RNA, 765 nt
Organism: Ogataea philodendri
Lineage: Eukaryota; Fungi; Ascomycota; Pichiomycetes; Pichiales; Pichiaceae
Exons: 2
Coding region: 1-765 (254 amino acids)
Source: RefSeq, a predicted model, not a curated record
AUGAGUCCAGCCACGUUUGCUCCUGCCAAGGACGAGGUUUCCAUGGUGCUGAGGAAAGGCUCGAUGGCAUUGAGAAGAGCUGCCUGUGAGAAGAACAAGACUGCCAAGAGAGUGAAUCUGUGGCAGUUUUUGAGAAUAGUUGUUUCUCGUAAGUCCCUGGAUGAACGACUUGUAAUUGUCGCUGAUCCCAAGAGAGUCGAAGAACUUUUGAGAGCUCUGGCUGGUGUACUUGACCAAACCCGUGAUAUAAUUGAGAGAGGGCCAAGGAAAGUAGGUUUGGUAGUAGUCGCUGAUAAAAGAGUCGAGGGCCUGAGACUGGUAGUAUUUCACGAUAGAAAUCGAGUACAAACCGAACCGCCAGACCAGUCUCAACGACGUGAGGAUGUCGCUCGAGGACGGUUCCAGAAUGUAAUCCAUGGCCUGGCCGUCCCAAAUAGCAAACGAGGACUCGUUACCAAAACCUUCGGUGACGGUCAAAUUGAACACCUCUGCAGCAUUGGCCAACAACUCGUUUUCCUGGAUGAAAAUGCUGGCACCCAAUUCGGCCGCCACUCCGUCGAAAUCAAUAGGAGUCGAUCUGCCUCCAAUGUAGUCAUUUUUGUCAAAAACUGUAAUAUUGAAUGCAUGACCGGUGAACUUUUGGAGAUGAUACGCAGCAGACGAUCCACCAGCUCCGGCGCCAACAAUUGCGACCCGUUGAUUGGAGACGGGAAUUGGCUGCUGGUAGGCAAGACACGAAACGAAAAGAAGAACCACGGCUGCUAG